Messenger RNA from Limulus polyphemus (Atlantic horseshoe crab), 989 nucleotides. RefSeq lists its product as uncharacterized. The transcript has 4 exons. NCBI's taxonomy places the organism in Eukaryota, Metazoa, Arthropoda, Merostomata, Xiphosura, Limulidae. The record is from RefSeq and is a predicted model, not a curated record. The coding region runs from base 1 to 753 and encodes 250 amino acids.
AUGGCGAAGGUUUCUUACAGAGAGUCAGUCACUGUUAAAUGUCCAAUCUUAGCUAACAUUCUUAAGGACUGGGCUUUGAGCGGAAGAAAAGAAUGUAUACGGAACUGUGGUAGUUUCUUGUUAUCGAGAGUUGCUGGGUCUACAGACGGAACUGUGGAAGUUUCUUAUUAUCGAGAGUUGCUGGGUCUACAGAUGGAACUGUGGAAGUUUCUUGUUAUCGAGAGUUGCUGGGUCUACAGAUGGAACUGUGGACGUUUCUUAUUAUCGAGAGUUGCUGGGUCUACAGACGGAACUGUGGUAGUUUCUUAUUAUCGAGAGUUGAUGGGUCUACAGACGGAACUCUGGGAUAACAACUUUUCGGAAGAACCUGAUAUUGACUAUUUCAAGUGUCUUCACAUUCAUGACCUUGAAGCACCUUUACUAGACACGACACAAGCACAAAUGUUCUCAACAAGGGAAGAGUUAGUUUGUCCACCAGAUCACGUGGUCACUGCCCUCUACGACGACGAGUGGUAUUUCGCCAGCAUGGACUACUUCAAGUGUGUCCACCUGAUGCAACCUUGGAUAGUGGACAACACGACCUGCGAGCAGAUCACGAGCACACCGAGUUUAGAGGAUGGACCAAGUGACGACUUCAACCAAUGGAACUUUGAAUGUCCUAGUCUUGACCAGGGUUACUCGGUAGUAGUUGGUGUGUUUACAAUGGAUAUAGACAUCCGUUUAACGUGCUGUAGUUUGAUUCAAGCAUUAUAAAUGAUGUUUAAUUCAUACACCUACUGGUAUGAAGCACCAUCACACUUGUUACACCUAUUACACCAUCACACCUGUUAUGCACUAAUUGUAUUGUGCGCAAAAUGAGAGCAUUUUUCGUGGAAAACAGGAGUACACUUUAGGAUUUUGCUCGAAAAUGAAGAACACACUUAGGAUUUUGUUUAAAAAUGAAGAACACACUUAGGAUUUUGUUUUAAAAAUGAAGAACACACUUAGGA